Messenger RNA from Exophiala xenobiotica, 1134 nucleotides. RefSeq lists its product as uncharacterized. Gene Ontology annotation, molecular function: phosphatidate phosphatase activity. Lineage: Eukaryota; Fungi; Ascomycota; Eurotiomycetes; Chaetothyriales; Herpotrichiellaceae. The transcript has 2 exons. The record is from RefSeq and is a predicted model, not a curated record. The coding region runs from base 1 to 1134 and encodes 377 amino acids. Gene Ontology annotation, biological process: phospholipid metabolic process.
AUGCUAGACAACCGGAGAAUAUUUCGGCUAGUGGUAUCUUAUACCCUAGACUGGAUUGUCGUGAUUACUUUAGCAGCUGGCGGAGGAGUUUUGAACUAUAUCAGCGGCUACCAUCGACCAUUCUCCCUGACCGACACCUCACUUGCAUAUCCUGAAAAGAACAAUAUUGUGUCUCUCACCGUUGUCGGAAUUGUGGCUUUCGCAGUUCCCGCUGUCGCCAUUGCCGUAUUCUGCCUGGCAUUGCCUGCUCGCCCUGUCCCCGGCGCAGCCUCUAGACCAGCGGCCUGGAGAAGAAAACUUUGGGACAUGAAUGCUGGCUUGCUCGGCCUUGCUUUCAGUCUUGCCUUGACUCUAUUUGUCACCUCGGGCCUUAAGGACAUCAUUGGCAAGCCGCGCCCGGAUCUUCUAGCACGCUGCGAUCCAGACGUCAGCAAUAUUGACAAUUGGAUCGUUGGUGGGUUUGGGACCAGCCUUGACUCCGAGGCGUCAGCCUUGGUAGUAUCAGGCAUCUGCCGACAACCAAAUCAACGACUUCUCGACGAUGGCUUUGCUGCCUUUCCAUCCGGCCACUCAUCCUUUUCUUGGGCAGGCCUUCUUUAUUUUACACUCUGGUUGUGUCUAAAACUCUCGAUCACCAUUCCGCAUCUCGGAAAUACAAGGCCGGUGAGCAAGAAAAUGUCAGGUGGCGCUGCUGAAGGGCACCCGGCUCUCGAGACACAAGCAGCGCCUCCACUCUGGUUGGUCCUAAUCGCGCUCUUCCCAUGUGGCGUGGCUUUGUUUAUCUGCUCCAGCAGAUACGCCGACUUCCACCACGCAGGUUUCGACAUUAUUGCCGGAUCAGCCAUUGGCAUCUUUUUCGCCUGGGGAUGCUUUCGCACCUAUCACCCCCCUGUUCGGCAGGGUGUCGGGGCGAGUUGGGGCCCUCGGCAACACGACCAGGCAUUCUUUGCGAGGACAGCCUCCGAAAACAGCCAGUCGAAAAUCCUACCAUCUCUAACACCAUGGCGAGUCGCUCAGGACGAAGAGGCGGGCCAGUCGCAACUCAGUCCCCAACGGGUAGAUAUUGGUCAUUCUGCAGAGGAAAUGACCACGCCUGUCGGUCAUAGGUACCCUGGGAGACAAGUCUUAGUGUAG